AUGAUUUGGCUCUGCAAUCUUUUAGCCAUUGAUAAAAAUCAUUCAUUUGAAUCAGCGCAGAUGAUAAUGAUAAUUGUUCAUGGAUUGUUAGGUAUGGUUGACUCGUUGAAACAGAAACGGGAUUUUGAUCUGGAGUACUGCGACAGCGUCUGUGAGACUUCCACUUGCUCAUAUUCCAACUGUUUCUUCAAAGAACUCAACAACGAGAUGCCAAAGAUAAUGCUGAAGUCGCGUUCAAACAUAUCUUUGCAGUUCUUCAAUGCUUACAUUGAAAGCAUCAAACCAACUUUUUUCCAAAACCUCCACAUGAAUUCCUUGACAAUCGUUGACUGCGAAAUUGUUGACGAUGCUCCAACUGAUUUGUUCCAACACGUCGAAUUUUUGGAAAAAAUUGAAAUAAAUGAUGACAACACGCUAGGAAAACUUUUUUGGGCCGAUCCAAAAUUUACAGAACCUCUGCUUGACAAGAUAAAAACCUUUGAACUUUCCGAAAACGUACCUGAAAAGUGCACUGAGGAUUUUUUCAUGAAAUUCACUCAUUUGAUUCAUUUCGUUUUUAAAGAAGACAUCGACAAUUUCGAUUUUUUGGAAAAUUUCCAAAGAAAUUUAAAAAUAACGUUUCAACAUCUGAGUUUCGACAUUGUUUUCAAGUGUCUGAAGUUGGUAAACUUGCGCAAACUAUUGAAAGGCAUCGUUUUCGACAACAUCGACAAUCUGCUGAUUGAUACGAGGCACAUUAGAAGAUUCAGAAAAUUAAAGAUAAUAAUUAUCAGAGAAUGUCCAAACGUAAAAAUUGAUGAGAAGAUACUGGAAGACCUGCCUAAAUUGGAAAUAGAAGGACUACCUGAACCACUGCAGACGAAAGUGUACAAUUACAAGCCAGCGAGCGCAUGGGGCGGACCAGCGACGGUUGUGGACGCCUACAUAACCAUCAUCGAAAAGUCGCUACGCUUAACAUGCGUCGUCAAAGGAAAGUUCCCCAUCGACGUUGUCUUCGUCGAUCACACUGGAGUCGAAAGUCGUUACCCGCAGUUCAUAAAGAAGCCCAGCUACAAGGUCACAAAACAUUUCACGAAUUAUUCAAGGACCAUGAUUAGAAACAGACAUCGUUGCUAUGCAAAUAAUUCUUACGGAAUGUCUGACUCGAUGGUAUUGAAUUUACCCGAAGCAAGUAAGAAGUCCUCAUCCAAAUCGUGCGCUGUCGUGGCCUCCCUCGCGUUCAUCCUUUGGCAACUCUUCCUAACUUGUUUCUCUCGUAACAUCCUUGAUCGACUCUCAGCCGCGAAUAGUUUCGACGCACAUUAUUAUUUAUUAUAA
Molecule: messenger RNA, 1317 nt
Organism: Helobdella robusta
Lineage: Eukaryota; Metazoa; Annelida; Clitellata; Rhynchobdellida; Glossiphoniidae
Exons: 2
Coding region: 1-1317 (438 amino acids)
Source: RefSeq, a predicted model, not a curated record